CAACAACAACAACAACAACAUAACCUUUCUUUUGUAAAGUUCAGUGCUGAGCUUAGUGAACUUCAAACUUGAAAUAAGGAAGUGAAUGCAAGCAAACCGAAAGUGUCCUUCAGAAAGCGGUUCUAUUUUAUCUUACACAACUCCCGUUAUCUCAGUACCGUUCAAGACGGCGAAGUCUCAUGUGUUGGCAGUGAUGGGGUUAUUACUCAAUGCAUUUUUGAUAUUAUAUCUUUUCAACUUCUUUCAAACUGGAGUUGUUACUGUAGACUUUCAUUUACAAAAGAAUUACCAUGAACCAAGGGCCUUUAAUAGUGAGGAGCUGACAGAAGUUGCUAAACUAUCGAGCCUCCCUCGCUUUGAUGAAAUCCUCUCUCACAUACUUGUGCCUCGAGUGGUUGGAUCAGAUGGACAUAGGAAAGUCAGAGAGUACAUCACUAGCCAGUUACGAGGCCUGGGCUGGUCAGUAGAGCACCAAGAGAGUGUGCAGACGACUCCGCUGUUUGGUCAGCUGACUUUCACUAACUUAAUUGCUCGGCUGAAUCCAUCAGCUGACAGGUAUCUAACACUGGCAUGUCACUACGACAGUAAACACAUGCGGGAGGGAGAGUUUCUGGCAGCGACGGACUCCGCCGUCCCUUGUGCGAUGAUGUUAGAUUUGGCUCACGCUUUGUCACAUCGGUUGGAGCCUUUUAAAAAGUCGAACUUGAGCCUUAUGUUACUAUUCUUUGAUGGUGAAGAAGCAUUUGUAACAUGGAGUGCAACAGAUUCCCUUUACGGAUCUCGCAGCUUGGCCCAGACUUGGGAGAAGCGCAAGUAUCCACAUGCAAGAUCCGACACUACGGAACUUCACAGGAUAGAUCUGUUGGUACUUCUGGAUUUGCUGGGGACUCCUCAGCCUUCUUUCUACAGUUAUUUCCGCAAAACACAAAGUUGGUAUUUGCAAAUGGUUGCUGCAGAAAGGAGCCUUACUGACAUGAGGCUGUUGAAGAAGAUUAACAAUGAAGUUUACUUCAACAGAAUGCAUCUCGAUGCUCAUAUUGAUGAUGACCAUAUGCCCUUCCUUGAGCGAGGCGUUCCAUGUCUACACAUCAUUCCUACUCCAUUUCCGACAGUUUGGCACGAGCUUUCCGACAACUACAAUGCACUAGACAUGCCAACUAUCGACAACUUAAACAAAAUACUCAGGGUCUUUACUUUAGGCUACUUAAGAGGGGGUGCCAGAACUAAAACAAAAAGGCCUAGAAAUGUAGAUGUUUCUACAUAUGACUUAUAACGUCCAAACUGUUUUAAAAUAGGAGACUCGGCAAACCUACUGUACUGAUCUAUAGCCAAUGAAAAUUAUGUAACAUAACUUAACUUGUCACAUUUUCAUUUAAAUAUCAACAUUUUACAUUAGAGUUUAUGUUGGGGUUUAUAAAACUCAAACUAAAGCAUUGACAGGGAUCCAAAACAGUACGGUUUUAUGAAUGACGCUGUUACACAGUUUAUCAAGUUUCUGGUCUCUAACAGUCAAAAGCUUGUUCAGGAACGGAAAUUUAACCGUCCAACAUUUCUAAAGUUGAAAGUUAAGGGCUUUUGUUGGUGAAACUUAGUUCCUCCGUAAUGACAUUCCAACAAAAAAUAUUGUAUAAACAAAAUUUUAAAACAACAUUAGCAUUUUUACAUUUUAAUUACUGUUAAUCCAUCUUGAUAUUUUGGCAGCUUAAGUAUUAUUAGUGUAAGUAUAGGCUAGACAAUGGUUGUAAGGGUAUAGAAUAUUUUUAUAUUUAAUCAAAUGGAUUAGUUUUGUAAUUUAAUCAUACAUUAUGAGGGUGUUACAUUUUGGUAGGUAAAAAUAGAUUUGCUAUAUAUGCUGACGAUGACGAUACUUAAUUUAAUUUAUUUCUGUUAGCUUAUUAGCAUGUACAUGGUGCAGCAUAAAAACCGAUCUAUUUUCUGCAGCACACUGUUCAGCGACAGGUAGUCUGAGGGUGGUUGAAGUAGGUUCGUUUGAAAGCCUACACGAUGCCAUUAUCUGUAGUCAUAGACCAGGGUUGUUGUCACUUGAGCAGCGUGAAUUUGUUUUCGAGUCUUUAAAAAAAAGUAAUGAUUCAGUCAUUGCAACUCAACAGCAUUUCCAUGCAUUCUUUAAUUUAGGUCGACAUGGAGAGGUUCUGUCGCAAAUAUGUGUAUGGAUAAUCAACAAAAUUAAACAGAAUAAUACUAAUUAAUCCGUAUGGAUAAGAGUUAAGAUCGAACCUCAAAAUUAGCGUAAUCGAGCGGUCAGACAUGUUCAAAGCAGAUGCUUGUUUUCGGGAGGGCCCACGAGGAUUGUGUUCCACAGCAGCACAAACUCUAUUGCAUGUUAGUUGUCUGGCAUCCGAUCUGCUUUGGAUGGCUUAUCAGCUUCGUUUUGAACACAGAAGCCGUUGUUAUGAAGUUGGUAACACACUACAUGAGUGUGCUACUUGACGGAAUCCACGUCGCCCUAAUUAAAAAUUAAACAGGGCGUCUACCAGUCGGGAAUUCCGGGAUAUUCGGGAAAAAGUCGGGGACUUUGAAAGGUCGGGAAAAGUCGUGAAAAAGUCAUGAAUUUCGGCCGAAAGUCGGGAAUAAUCUAACCUUUCAAAGUUAGGGAUGAACAGGUUGCAAAACUUUAAAAAAAUGUUCUGGAUCUUAUUUUCCUGAUCAUUGGGACGAGAUUACAUUUGAGGGGUGUGGGAUGAAUCGAAAAUGCAUCGGAAUUCCAAUUCGAUUCAGUGAUGAUCAAAAUAACGAUUUGAAUCAUGGGCAUUCAGUAUCCAUAUACGUUAUUGAAUGAGUAUCCAUAUACGUUAUUGAAUCCGUAUCCAAAAACGUUUUUGAAUCCGCAUUUAUACGUUAUGGAAUCAGUAUCUAUAUACGCUAUUGAAUCAGUAUCCAUAUAUGUUUUUGAAUCAGUAUCCGUACGUUAUUGAAUCCGUAUCCAUACGAUAUUGAAUCAGUAUCUACAUACGGUAUUGAAUCCGCAUCCAUAUAUGUUUUAAAUCAGUAUCCAUACGUUAUUGAAUCAGUAUCUAUAUACGUAGUUGACUGUUACAUCGAUACUGUUACUUUGACUAUCAGUAUCCAUAUAACUUAUUGACAUUAUUCAAAUAAUUGACAUUAAUUAUAUAAGUUAUUCACCGAGACAUUGCUUCGCCAUACAAGUUAUUACCAUCCAAGUACAUGGCAUACACUGAGACAUUGCUUAGCCAUAUACGUUUUUAGAAUUGGUAUCCAUACCUUAUUGAAUCAGUAUCUAUAUACGUUAUUGAAUCAGUAUCCAAAUACGUUUUUGAAUCAGUAUCCAUACGUUAUUGAAUCAGUAUCCAAAAACGUUUUUGAAUCAGCAUCCAUACGUUAUGGAGUCAGUGUCUAUAUACGGUAUUGAAUCAGUAUCCAUAAUUACGUUUUUGAAUCAGUAUCCAUACACUUUUGAGUCAGUAUCUAUAUACGUUAUUGAAUCAGUAUCCAAAUACGUUUUUGAAUCAGUAUCCGAUACGUUAUUGAAUCAGUAUCCAUACGUUAUUGAAUAAGUAUCCAAAUACGUUUUUUAAUCAGUAUCCAUAUACAUAGUUGACUGUAUGUUGACUGUUACAUUGAUACUGUUACUUUGACUAUCAGUAUCCAUAUAACUUAUUGACGUUAAUUAUAUAAGUUAUUCACUAAGACAUUGCUUAGCCAUACAGGUUAUUGCCAUCCAAGUACAUGGCAUACACUCAUACUAAAACAUUGCUUAGCCAUACAGGUUAUUGCCAUCCAAGUACAUGGCAUACACUGUGACAUUGCUUAGCCAUACAGGUUAUUGCCAUCCAAGUACAUGACAUACACUCACACUGAGACAUUGCUUCGCCAUACAGGUUAUUGCCAUACAAGUUAUUGCUAUCCAAGUACAUGGCAUACACUGAGACAUUGCUUCGCCAUACAUGUUAUUGCCAUCCAAGUACAUGGCAUACACUGAGACAUUGCUUAGCCAUACAGGUUAUUGCCAUCCAAGUACAUGGCAUACACUGAGACAUUGCUUCGCCAUACAGGUUAUUGCCAUCCAAGUACAUGGCAUACACUGAUACAUUGCUUCACCAUACAGGCUAUUGCCAUCCAAGUACAUGACAUACACUGAGACAUUGCUUUGCCAUACAGGCUAUUGCCAUCCAAGUACAUGGCAUACACUGAGACAUUGCUUAGCCAUACAGGUUAUUGCCAUCCAAGUACAUGGCAUACACUGAGACAUUGCUUCACCAUACAGGUUAUUGCCAUCCAAGUACAUGGCAUACACUGAGACAUUGCUUCACCAUACAGGCUAUUGCCAUCCAAGUACAUGGCAUACA
Molecule: messenger RNA, 4328 nt
Organism: Macrosteles quadrilineatus (aster leafhopper)
Lineage: Eukaryota; Metazoa; Arthropoda; Insecta; Hemiptera; Cicadellidae
Product: glutaminyl-peptide cyclotransferase-like
Exons: 6
Coding region: 86-1273 (395 amino acids)
Molecular function (GO): zinc ion binding; glutaminyl-peptide cyclotransferase activity
Source: RefSeq, a predicted model, not a curated record